AUGAUGGUUAGUUAGCAUGUUGAGAUAUUGUAUGAAUUUUUGUGGAAUUUUACAUUGCAUUUUCAAUUUGAUCAUGAUUUUUCAUUUCUGGUGGUUGAAAUUGCAAGCUCAUAUGACAUAGGUUUGUAGAAUGAUUGGGAAAUCCUCAUAUGGAAUUGUAUGGUCAUGAAAUUUGAUAUGCAUGUUGUAGACACAUAAUGUGACAUUCCUGUUUUGGUCCCAUCCAUUUCUUUUUUGUUUUCAAUGAGAUAUGAAUUUUUGAAGUGGAUGUAUGCAUUGAUGGUAUGAAUUGAAGCAUGAAAUGGUGUCUGUUUUUGUUGAUUUUCAUUGACAUGGUUCCAUUUGCCCAAUUGAGCUCAAAUUUGACAUGGUAGACCUUGAUUGACCCCUGUUUAGGUGUAUUUAAUUUGAGAAUUUUUGGAUGUGUUUUGGUAUGGAUUUGAAUGCAAUAAUUCUGUUUGUAUGUUUGGUGCUUCAUUUGAACCAAUAUGGAUUGUUUUGUGCAUAACAUGAGCUUGGUGGAUGAUAUAAACAUGAGACCAAUGAUGUUUGCUUGUGUUUGAUGUUAAUUUGAUGUUGGUUAAUGAAUACCUUGCUGUUUUAACUUUUUUUCUUGCUUUUGGACCCUAGGCUUGGCCUAGUGGUCUAGUUGCUAAUAUUUGCUUGAUUUUUCAGGAUCAAAAAAGCAAUGUACAUGGAGAAUGAUCCAAAUCCAAUUUUGAUUGAUGUUGUGGAUGUUUGUACACUAACAUAACAUUUUUUUGUAGGUGUUGAAGCAUAGGCUUGAGCCUUGGCUUGCCUUGUGUUGUGCAUAGUUUGUUUAAACUGAUUGAUUAUACACUUGUUGUUUGGUUUUGUCUGAUUGAUUACUGAUUGAGUUUGAUUGUUUCCAGGUACUUUAGUUGCUCAGUUCCUUGUGAACUAUUGCUUUGCUUUGCUUAAGCAACUUGCAUUUGAGGGACACUUUUGAUCGAGAUUCUGGUUGAGAGAUUUUCUGCUCCAGUAUGAGGACCGGUUUGAAGAACAACAUUGCUUACAGUUUCUUUGAUCCAGAGAUUGGUGUGCUCAAGGAUAUGAUAGCAUUGAUUACUCCUGACCAUGUGGGAAUGUUUAGAGAGUCAUACGGCGGUAUUCUGAAGAUGGUUUUCAGACUCACUGACUGCGACAGGAGCGCCAUCCACACUCUUCUUCAGUUCUAUGACCCUGGGUUGAGGUGUUUCGUUUUUCCAGACUAUCUGUUGGGACCUCUGAUGGAGGAUUAUGUCAGCAUCCUGGGUAUUCAGAUCCGUGAUCAGAUUCCUUUUCAUGUCACCAGAGCAGAGCCAGAUGUCCUUGGAAUUUCACGUGCUCUUUAUUUGAGUCCGGAAAUGGUCAAGGAAGGUUUGAAGGAAAAAGGAAAGCUACCCGGGUUUCAUUUGAGUUUCUUGGAGGCCAAUGCCAAGGAACAUGCUGCUGUGGGUAACUGGAAGACGGUCUGUGCUCUGAUUGCUGUGAGCAUUUAUGGGAUUGUGUUGUUUCCUAACCAGAAGAAUUUUGUGGACCAUAAUGCUAUCAGAUUGUUUAUGCAGAGAAACCCUAUUCCUACCCUGAUUGGAGAUGUCUACUAUUCAGUGCAUAACAGGAAUGAGAAGAGGCGUGGGGGUCUGGUCAGAUGCUGCUCUCAGUUGCUCUUUAGAUGGUUCAUGGGGUAUUUGCCUUCCCGAGGUGCUUUUGUUCAGAUUGACCCUAGUGUCAAGUGGUCCUUCCGAUUGAUGGGUCUGCGGGUUGAUGACAUUGCUUGGACUCAUAAUGGUUUAGCUGGUCAGGACUUCAUAUGUAGUUGUGGGAGUUUACCUAAUGUGCCUUUGGUGGGAGUUCAGGGUUGCAUUAAUUACAACCCGAUGCUUCUCCGGAGACAGAUGGGGUUUGCUAUAGAGGGUCCUCCUCUCGGGCGAGAGAUUCAGGAGUCCUUCUAUUUCCCGAUUGAUGGUAACCAGACCAAGUUGAGGCAGGUAUUGGACGAAUGGCGAGAUAUCCAGAGGAGGGGUAAGGUUCCUUAUGGCAAAGUCAACUGCCGGUAUUUUCCACUAUUUGAGGAUUGGUUGCGGAAGAGGAUUGAGUCUACAUUUCUACCGUUCCCUGGAGGUGACUCAGUGUGUCCUAGGAUUGAGGGUCCAAGUUCUUCUGUCAGCAUGGAAGAAUUCCUUGAGAUGAAGAGGGCCAGAGAUCAGUUACUUGCAGAGAAAGCGGAGUUGGAGAGAAGUGUUGCUCAUUUUCAGGCAGCUAAUCAGGAAAUCAAAGUGAAGAUAGAAGAUCAAGACAAGCGACAUGCUUUGGAGGCCAAACGCUUCGAGAUGGAUACAGCCUACUAUGGGAAGAUCAGCCAGGCCUUAGCAUCAUCUAACAAGGAGCAUGACAUCACCAAGGAGAAGCUGUUCAGAGCAUCGAAGGUGAUUGAGGAUGAGAAGAGGAGGCAAAUCCUUGCCAAGGAACAGAGAGAUGAGAGAGCCAGAGUUCUUGCUGCAGAGUGGGAAGCGGAGAAGGCAAAGAUCAGGGCUGAGAGAGAUCAUUACCUAGCUGAGAGAGACCAUUACUUCAGGCAGAUGAAGAUUCAUCAGAAGGAAGUUGGAAGACUACAGCAGGAGAACACCGAGCUCAGGUUCGCCGCAGAGUUCGCGAGGAUGGAAGAUGAGAUAGGGCCACCUGCGGGACCCUCAUCUAGCUAGAUCUUUCAUUUGUGUUGGAUUACCGUCAGGCUUGUUGACGGAAUUCACUUGUUUGUAUUUCUUUUCCUGAUUCUGGAGGAUUGUAUUUGACUUUAUCUGAGUUGAUGUAUGACUAUGGCACUGAUAGUGCACUCUUUUGGUUAUGGAUGGUGAUUUUCAGUCA
Molecule: messenger RNA, 2868 nt
Organism: Lathyrus oleraceus (garden pea)
Lineage: Eukaryota; Viridiplantae; Streptophyta; Magnoliopsida; Fabales; Fabaceae
Exons: 2
Coding region: 1005-2705 (566 amino acids)
Source: RefSeq, a predicted model, not a curated record